Molecule: messenger RNA, 465 nt
Organism: Salvia splendens (bonfire salvia)
Lineage: Eukaryota; Viridiplantae; Streptophyta; Magnoliopsida; Lamiales; Lamiaceae
Product: dirigent protein 2
Exons: 1
Coding region: 1-465 (154 amino acids)
Source: RefSeq, a predicted model, not a curated record
AUGGUGCUAUGCAACGGCUCAAGUCUGAAUAAGAAAGCAACAUUUCGUGUCUAUCUUCAAGAAAUUCUGAGUGGACCGAAUGCAACUCUAUACGAGGUGGCAAGGGCCAACAUUACGUCCGUUUCUCCCACAAACUUCGGCCAAUUUCUAGUUGGCGAUGACUUCGUAACUACUACUCCCGACCCGAACUCAAUGAGAUUGGGCCGAACCCAAGGCUUUGUUGCCUUUUCCGACCUGGAUGAGCUGGCCAUUGCGUUGACGUUCACCUUCAUCUUCACGGACGGACCAUACCGAGGGAGCUCGCUUACCAUCGCGGGCCGGAAGUUGGUAUUGGGGAAGAAUCAGGAAAUUCCGAUCAUCGGGGGCACUGGUGGAUUCCGUUUGGCUCAAGGAUACACCAUUAGCAACCUGGUCGCCUCCACUCCUAUAUCCGUUACUUUCAUGUAUGACUUUUUUGUUGUUUGA